Messenger RNA from Cyprinodon tularosa, 1240 nucleotides. Its product is annotated as microfibril-associated glycoprotein 4-like. Gene Ontology annotation, biological process: elastic fiber assembly. The record is from RefSeq and is a predicted model, not a curated record. Bases 297 to 1058 code for a protein of 253 amino acids. Lineage: Eukaryota; Metazoa; Chordata; Actinopteri; Cyprinodontiformes; Cyprinodontidae. The transcript has 6 exons.
UCAGUUUCUUUUCACCCCUGGCCUAAACUCUCAGAGUUGCAUCUGAGCUUUGUUCUCUUCCCCGGUUUUAUUCUUUAAUCAUUAAUGUUCCCCUCUCAGUUCAUCUUUUGAAAUGUUUGCUUUAGAAAUCCGUUAUUUUUUAAAUGACUUUCAUCCGGACUGCCCUGAUGGAAAUCCUGUUGAUCAAUUCGGGCAUCUACUGCAUUUCAUCACAUCCAGAGAUCCAGGAAAGUUCCCUUCAGGUAGCAGCAGCUUCUAAAGCCCUAAUGUAACUUUAUUCCAUCAGGAUUAUGUAAAUGAUUCACUUCUGGUGUAUAAAUACAGCUUACAGUCUCCAUCGGGUCACUUCCACACAUCUGACCAUGAAGCUGCCGGCAGCAGUUUUCCUCCUGGUUCCCAUCAUGAGCCGCUGCUCAGACCUCGUCCUCCCUCUGGACUGCAGCGACGUUCAAAGGCAGAAUACCAGUGGCGUCAACACCAUCUAUCCCAUCGGCGCCACCUCUGCUGUGCAGGUGUUCUCUGAUAUGGACUCUCUUGGAGGAAAAUGGACUGUGUUCCAGAGAAGGAUGGACGGUUCAGUGAACUUCUAUCGGCGCUGGGAUCAGUACCGGAGUGGCUUUGGGAACGCCGCUGGGGAAUACUGGCUCGGUCUUGAGAGUCUCUUCCACCUCACUCAGAGGAAACGUUAUGAGCUUCUGGUGGACAUGGAGGACUUUGAAGGAAAAGAGGUGUAUGCGCGUUACUCCAGGUUCUCCAUUGGUCCUGAGUCCGACGGCUACAGACUGCAUGUGUCUGGGUUUACGAACGGAGGCGCAGGAGACUCUCUUACGUAUCAUAGUGAACAGAAGUUCGUGACAUUCGACCUUCCGGAGGGAAACUGUGCCAGAGAGCACCAAGGAGCUUUCUGGUACAAAACGUGUCACUAUGCCAACCCUAACGGGGCCUAUCUGUGGGGCCCACACACCCUUUAUCGAGCUGUUGGAGUGGAAUGGUUUCACUGGAAAGGCUAUGAGUAUUCCCUGAAGGCCAUCAGCAUGAAGAUCCGCCCCCUUCAGUAAAUCUUUAUCUCUGGUUUAUUUCAGGUAGAGCUUUACCUGACUAACCUCAGCUGCUGGAAAUCAAAUGAUUUUACUUUAUGUCUUUUCUAUUUUCACUGUUAUUUUUUACUAUUAAAAAGCCAAGCAAAGUAAAUUGAAUAAACUGGAGGAAUUCUUGUAUUUUGUAAUAGUCACUUCCUGUC